Molecule: messenger RNA, 2826 nt
Organism: Cercocebus atys (sooty mangabey)
Lineage: Eukaryota; Metazoa; Chordata; Mammalia; Primates; Cercopithecidae
Gene: GHDC
Product: GH3 domain containing
Exons: 10
Coding region: 633-2222 (529 amino acids)
Cellular component (GO): cytoplasm
Molecular function (GO): acid-amino acid ligase activity
Source: RefSeq, a predicted model, not a curated record
UUCUCAAGCUUGAGCCUGCUUGAAGGUAAAGUUUGCCCCUCUCUCAGCUCAAGUGACUUAAUGUCGUUCUUUCCCACACACACCUUUCUGUUCCUUCACCUGCAGGACCAUGCUAGUCUGGCCCUAACUCCCCGAACUGCCAACUUGAGCUAGCACCUGACCGGCAGUCCCGUAGGCAACCUGCCCCUUUAAGAGCACCCCCCUCCUCCAGCUCCUCCUUCAGGCCUGGCGGCCGGAUUUCCCAGUUGGGACCCAGCCCUUUAAAGCCAUCGCUCCUUCUUCCUGGCCGGAUGUGUGCUGAGACCCAGAGUCACCCAGGGGUCUCCGUCACGUGCCGGGAGUAGGCAGAAGUGGGCUGUGACAGGUGCAUGUGGGCAUAGACUCCACAGCCCGGGGCUCAGGAGGGACAAGGAGCUGGGACAGGGUGGAUCCCGAGAGAAAGCAAAGCCGCUCGGGAGUGGGCGAGAGAUGUCGUUACGCAGCUGCUGUGGCCCGAUCAACCCUGUGUCAAACCCUUCCUGUGCCUUCCCUUCCGAUCAGGAAAUGGAGCUCAGUGCAGCCCGCUAAGUUGCUCCGGGCCCUACAAUUAACAAGCGGCAGAGGCAGGAUCUGAACUCAGGAGCUGCUUAGAGAUGCUGCUGUGGCCACUCCUGCUGCUGCUGCUGCUGCUGCUGCUGCCAACAUUGGCCUUGCUCAUGCAGCAGCGGUCCCAGGAUGCCAGGCUGUCCUGGCUUGCUGGCCUCCAGCACCGAGUGGCAUGGGGGGCCCUGGUCUGGGCAGCCACCUGGCAGCGAUGGAGGCUGGAGCAGAGCACGCUCCACGUGCACGAGAGCCAGCAGCAGGCCCUGAGGUGGUGUCUACAGGGAGCCCAGCGCCCCCACUGUUCCUUCACAGACAUAAGCACCUUCCGGAAUCAUCUCCCUCUGACCAAGGCCAGCCAGACCCAGGAGGAAGAGAAUGGAGAGCAGCCACUGCCCCCGACCUCUAACCAGGACCUGGGGGAGGCCUCUCUGCAGGCCACCGUGCUGGGUCUGGUAGCCCUGAACAAGGCCUACCCAGAAGUGCUGGCUCAGGGAGGCACUGCCCGCCUGACCCUUACAUCCCCUUGGCCCCAACCCCUGCCUUGGCCUGGGAAUACCCUGGACCGGGUGGGCACCCGUGGAACCAAGGACCCCAGGGCCCUGCUGCUGGACGCACUGAGGUCCCCAGGGCUGAGGGCACUGGAGGCUGGGACGGCGGUCGAACUCCUGGAUGUUUUCUUGGGUCUGGAGGCUGACGGUGAAGAGCUGGCUGGGGCGAUAGCUGCCGGGAACCCUGGAGCACCUCUCCCUGAACGGGCAGCUGAGCUGCGGGAGGCCCUAGAGCAGGGGCCCCGCGGACUGGCCCUUCGGCUCUGGCCAAAGCUGCAGGUGGUGGUGACUCUGGAUGCAGGAGGCCAGGCCGAGGCUGUGGCUGCCCUCGGGGCCUUGUGGUGCCAAGGACUAGCUUUCUUCUCUCCUGCUUAUGCUGCCUCGGGAGGGGUACUGGGCCUAAACCUACAGCCAGAGCAACCCUAUGGACUCUACCUACUGCCCCCCGGGGCCCCCUUUAUCGAGCUGCUCCCAGUCAAGGAAGGCACCCAGGAGGAAGCUGCCUCCACCCUCCUUUUGACCGAGGCCCAGCAGGGCAAGGAGUAUGAGCUGGUGCUGACGGACCACGCCAGCCUCACCAGGUGCCGCCUGGGUGAUGUGGUGCGAGUGGUUGGUGUCUACAAUCAGUGCCCAGUCGUCAGGUUCAUCUACAGGCUGGGCCAGACCCUGAGUGUGCGAGGGGAAGAUAUUGGCGAGGACCUGUUCUCUGAGGCCCUGGGCCGGGCAGUGGGGCAGUGGCCGGGGGCCAAGCUGCUGGACCACGGCUGUGUGGAGAGCAGCAUUCUGGAUUCUUCUGCGGGCUCUGCUCCCCACUACGAGGUGUUUGUGGCGCUGAGGGGGCUGAGGAAUCUGUCGGAGGAAAAUCGAGACAAGCUGGACCACUGCCUUCAGGAAGCCUCUCCCCGUUACAAGUCCCUGCGGUUCUGGGGCAGCGUGGGCCCUGCCAGAGUCCACCUGGUGGGGCAAGGGGCCUUCCGAGCACUCCGGGCAGCCCUCGCUGCCUGCCCCUCCUCCCCGUUCCCGCCUGCGAUGCCCCGGGUCCUUCGGCACAGGCACCUGGCCCAGCGCCUGCAGGAGAGGGUGGUGUCCUGAGUCAAGGCCUGCCCCACUACCCAGCUUCCCCCAGAGGCCACCUUGCUCCUCCCUCUGGGACCUCUCUGGAUGGGGAGUCCUUGGCCGGGGUUUCUGACUCUGUCACCUGACAUUUGCCCAUGAGAGCCACUGGACCUUAGGGAGGCCUUGGCCCAGCUGACUAGUUCUAAGGUAUGGGCCUCUGGGGUUAGUAGACGCCAGCAGUGCCUGCCCGUGUCCCUGUGUCCAGGCAUGGAGGACACUGCUAGAGAGUUACCAUGCACACCAAUGGUUUCCUGUAUCACAGCCCAAGGGGGUUCUCUGGCAGCCACAGCUGUGUGCUCAGUCAGUGCACUGGGCAAGCUGGAAGUGUCGGGGGGUUAAUGUCUCCAGGAGCAACCCUGAGUCAAUAAGGAGCAGGACCUCAGCUUCACUGUCCUUGAGCAGGACAAUUCUGAAGUGUAUUCUACAUAAACUCUCAGAGGAUGCCCAGCAGGAUGGCGUCCCAGUUGCCCACAGCAGUAACCCACUCAUUCAUGUACUUCCUGCUCCUCCCUUCCCUCUCUUCCCCACUCCGCACUUGGGCUUCCUGGGAUGGCUCCCAAAUAAACCUCUUGCACCCAGA